This is a messenger RNA of Aspergillus calidoustus, 1848 nucleotides long. The record is from the annotation of a GenBank genome assembly. Lineage: Eukaryota; Fungi; Ascomycota; Eurotiomycetes; Eurotiales; Aspergillaceae.
GGCAGGCAGGCCGGCGCGAUCAAGCCAUUGACAAACCCGCAACUCCGCAUGCUCCAACGAUCGUUACCAUGUCCAGCCUCCUCGAGCUCCCCGAAGAGCUGCUCUUGAUGAUCAUCGCCACACAUCUUGACUCUGAGGGGGACAUAUUCGCGCUGAUUCGCACAAACCGCCGGCUGUACGCCAUUGGAAGGCGCGAGCUCUACCGUUUUAACGGAGCCAACAGCAACUCCAGCGCUCUGCACGCUUCAGCUCUCUCUGGGAAUGUAACGGCAAUAGCAUAUGCGCUCGAUGAAGGGGGAGCAAGCAUUGAUGCAGCUGGUAUCCAUGACAGCUGCGCAACGCCUCUUAUUCUUGCCAGCGGCGCGGGACAUAUUAGCGCUGUUGAGUUCCUCCUUACAAAAGGUGCCAUGGUUAACUGGUGUGCAGCCGGGAGUAAUACUGCACUUAGUGUCGCCGUACGGGGUGGGCAUUCGGCAAUUGUGAAGAGGCUACUCGCAGUUAAGGGCAUUAACCCGGAUAUCAAGGACUCGUCCUAUUCGUCCCCGUUCUGGCUGGCAUGUCAAGGCGGCCAUCUAGAGAUUGUCCAGUCGCUGCUUGCAAGAGACGAUAUUAAUGUGAAUAGUGUGGGAAUGCAUGGCAGAACUCCUCUGUUUGUGGCAGCGCUUAAUGCCCACACCGCUGUCGUGCGAGAACUAGUCGCGGACGACAGGGUCGACCUUGGCUUCAUUACCAUGUACGAGGACCCUCCUCUAAUAAUGGCCUGUGCAAAGGGAUACGAGGACGUUGUAAGGGUGCUUCUGUCCUCGCCCAGGUGCAAUCCUUCAGUUGCAUACCACCAUGACGGACCAGCCCUGUGGGUCGCAGUCAAUAGUUCGCACGCGCGGAUUGUCAAGAUGCUACUCGACCGCGGCGUGGAUCCAAACGGACGAAAUAGAAAACAAGAGACAGUGCUCUGCAGGGCACUCAGGCUGGGGAAGACGGAUAUCACGCAACAGCUCCUCGAAUAUGGUGCAGACCCCUGCACAACAGACGUUGGCGGGUGGACGCCGCUGCACCUGGCAACCGAAGCUCCCGACCUCGCUAUUGUCAAGCUCCUGCUUGCCGACGCGCGAGUUGAUGCGAACCAGGCAUCAAAGUCGGGGAUGCGGCCUAUUCAUAUUGCAGCGCAUCAAGAGGACCGCGCAACCCUGGAACUCUUCGCUGACUGCAAAGAUGUCGACGUGAAUGCGCCGGACGGUGACCGGCUAACGCCCCUAAUGUGGGUGGCGUAUCAUGGGUUCUUGGGCCACGUUCAGCUGCUGCUCGCCCAUGCCAAGAUCGACAUCAAUCUUCAAUCCAAGCAUAGAUUUACGGCGCUUAUAUAUGCCGUGAAACAGGGACAUGUGGCGGUUGUAAAGGCUUUACUGAGCCAUCUGAAGACGGAUGUGAAUAUUGAUGAUGGGGAAGGGAGGUCGGCUUUGUGGUAUGCGAGUGAGUAUGGGUAUCAGGAUAUCGCAAAGCUCUUGAUUGCAGCGGGCGCGGCGGAGUCCUCACGUUGUUAGCGAGGGAUGCUCGAGUAAAGGGGUAAGAGAAAAGCGAAAACUGUGUGCACAAGAUUGUGCUCUAGAUAGUGUAGGCCGCAGUAUUUAUGUCCCACUAAUUGCGGAAUCAUGAUCCAUAUUAAUCAACUCUUGGCUUUGGCUGGAGUGAAAUGGCCUCGGGUUUGAGAACAGGUCGAGAAAAUGGGUAGGCAAUGGCGAGAAUAUCGCCAUCAAGUAGUGGCUGCACAAGGUGCCGAGUCUAUUAUAGUAGAAUCGUAUUAGCAACUCUUCAUAACAAGCAAAGAAACCAAGGUUUAGUGGAUUCGGG